AUGCAAUUGGCCAUUAGCUUGGCUAUGAAACACAAGAAGCACGAACAGGUAGUCAUUGCUUGGUUAGGGAGCUGGCUAGCCGAAGAGCGAUCAUCUGGCGACUCCCAGUCCCCUGCCGUUGUCGUGGACAUCCGAUCCCUGGCGGGAGCACUGGAGCAGGAGCUAACCAUACACCGCCGACUUCUCGGUGGCUCUACACCAUGCACCCCGACCAUCGGCAUGGUGCGGGAACUGACCCGCAACGUGGAUCCGCAGGAGUACGAUCCGCAGCAUGUCUCCAUCGGCCCCUACCACAGGAAAAGGAGCCCCAACGUCUGGAGGUACAACGACAAGCUAGCAAGCCUCGACGCCAUUCUUUCGGCGGCGACUCCUCCUGCUAAGACGGUGGAGGCGUACCUCGGCGAGCUAGCUGCCGACGAGGCCCGUGCGAGGAGCUACUACGCCAACACGUUCGACGACAUGACGAGCGGGGACUUCCUGCGCAUGCUGCUUCUCGACGCCUGCUACGUGCUCCACUGGUUCGGCAACGUCGUCGGCGUCUCCCAGAACAGGGCGCCAGCACCCAAUGGCCACGUUCAGGGUGGCUACCAGCACCAGCACCAGCACCAGCACCAGCACCAGGCGGGCAGCGACAACAAGCAGGAGGUCCUCGCGGUGCUGCGCGACGUGUUCUACCUCGUCGAGAACCAGAUACCAUACUUCAUCCUCGACAAGGUCCACAAACUAACCUUUUCUGGUGGCACUAGCAGCGUUGUUCCACUUUCGGACACCAUCGCGGAAAACCUCUCCAAGUAUAUCCUGCAGAAGCAGCAGUACACGAUGGCAAGGAUCACGCCGCGGGCGGAGCCUGGCAACCUCCUGCACCUUGUGCACAUGCACUUCUUGAAGCCCACCUCUACCGUAAGUAGUGUAACCUCGUCACCAACCGGGCAGCAGCCAGUGGGCAGGUGGCGCACGGCAAUGGACUACUACAUCAGCGGCGUGAACUUGAAGAGCCGCCCCGUCGGCGCCGGGUCGACGGAGGCCCGCUGCAUCCUGGACGUGACGCUGGACAGCGGCAGUGGCACGCUGGUGGUGCCCCGCCUGAGGAUCGACGCCGAGACCGGGCGGAUCCUGCGCAACUUGGUGGCGCUAGAGCAGCACAACCCCGGAGUCGGGAGCCACGUCACGGCGUACUGCGUCUUCAUGUCGCAGAUGGCGUGCACUGCCAGUGACGUCGACCUCCUGUCGAGGACAGGGGUCAUCGUGCACCUCCUCGCGAACGAUGGCGAGGUCGCCGCCUUCUUCUCCGACCUCUGCAAGGGGGUCCUGUUUGACCCUGACGACGCCGACCAUAACUACCUGAGGGCCAUGUGCCAGGUGCUUGACAACUUGUACCGGAGCCGCCCGCGGCGGUGUAUGGCGUUGCUGUACCACAAGUACUCCGCCAAUCCGUGGCUUGUCGUCGGGGUCAUGGCCGCGUCCAUCGGGCUAAUUUCCACCUUGGUGCAAACACUCUAUACUGCUUUGAGCUACUACUACCAGGGACCGCAGUGA
Miscanthus lutarioriparius is the source of this 1536-nucleotide messenger RNA. The record is from the annotation of a GenBank genome assembly. Lineage: Eukaryota; Viridiplantae; Streptophyta; Magnoliopsida; Poales; Poaceae.